AUGACUUCGUCUUCUCCUUUACCUACAUUUUUGCUAGUUUUAGCUGCGUUACCUAUGGCUUCCGCGCACGAUCACAGUUCCACGCAUAUUGAAGAUGGCCAGACCAUUUCGGUUGAUCCGAUUGACACGACGCUAUGGAUUCAUAUCUUCUUGCAGAUGUUUGCUUGGGGCAUCAUCUUUCCCUUAGGGAUGGUUCUUGGGAUCGUCAAAUCCCGAUGGCACGUCCCCGUCCAGGUGCUCGGCACAGCAUUGGCGAUCGUCGGAUAUGCCCUAGGCCAUAUGCACGGCGGCCGCGAGUUUCGGCAUUCCAACGUCCACUCCAAGUUCGCGUCGCCGAUUUCGCUGCUGCUUUUCCUGCAAAUUCUCAUGGGUAUUUACCUGAAGUUACAUCUCGAGAAGGGUAUAAAUGGGAAGAUCAGGCGGUUCGUAAAGAUUGGGCAUGGGAUACUUGGUAAGGCGUUGCCUGUCCUCUCGUGGACGCAGAUGCUCUUCGGCGGUAUUACGGCGCUCGGUUUUUGUCAGGGCGAUCACGUCGGCCAAUGCCUAGCGCACUUUAUUAUGGGAAGCGCUUUCGUCGCUUACGGGAUCCUCUUAACAUUGCUAUUGCUGGUCGGGCAGCUUUGGUUAAGGCGUACCGGACGUUCUCAAGAGUUCUUCGACAGUGCUGUUAUCGCCGCUUGGGGAGUAGUUAAUACCUUUACUGAACACCGAUGGGGAACUGAGUGGGUGAAGAACGACUGGCAGCAUACCGCGAUGGGUAUAAUCUGGUGGUCUGCAGGAUUGGCUGGAGUUUGGUUGAGCAGAGACCGUGAUGGUCGACCUCAGCGCAAUUUCAUCCCGGGUUUCGUCCUCUUGAUCACCGGAUGGGCGAUGAGUGCUCAUCCCCAAGAGUUGAUGAUCAGCGCCGAAACCCAUAAGAUGUUCGGAUAUACCCUCAUGGCGGCUGGUGUCACGCGUAUCAUUGAGAUAUCCUUUGUGCUUCGGGAUCGACCUGGCUCGUCUGAGGAUGGCCGCGAAACAACUAGUUUCCAAUAUGUCCCCGUCUUUUUGCUUUACGCCUCUGGAUUCUUAUUUAUGGGUGCUACGGAGGAGCAGAUGUCUCUGGUCGCUUCUUCGGGCAUGGACCAUGUUGCCUAUAUCUUAAUAUUGUAUUCGCUCGCCUUCUUACUAUUCCUCUUCGUAAAUGUCCUUGUCGGCGUCUACGACCGGAAUAGUGCUCCGAGCCUCCCUAAUAAAGAAGUAGCAAAUGGUAGAUUAGGGCCUCGAGUAAACGGAAAUAUACCAGUGAGAGAUGCUCAGGAAUUUGAGUUGGAAGGUUUAAUGAGUGAUGACGAGGACGACGAUGCAAGGCAACUAAGAGAUGAUGACAUCGAUUUGAACAGCCCAAGCACCGUUGGCAAAAAUAGUGAUGGGGCUAUCCACUGA
This is a messenger RNA of Daldinia childiae, 1425 nucleotides long. RefSeq names its product Protein YTP1. The record is from RefSeq and is a predicted model, not a curated record. Lineage: Eukaryota; Fungi; Ascomycota; Sordariomycetes; Xylariales; Hypoxylaceae. The transcript is spliced from 4 exons. The coding region runs from base 1 to 1425 and encodes 474 amino acids.